Messenger RNA from Letharia columbiana, 831 nucleotides. RefSeq lists its product as uncharacterized. Gene Ontology annotation, cellular component: proteasome core complex. Gene Ontology annotation, molecular function: threonine-type endopeptidase activity. The coding region runs from base 1 to 831 and encodes 276 amino acids. The record is from RefSeq and is a predicted model, not a curated record. NCBI's taxonomy places the organism in Eukaryota, Fungi, Ascomycota, Lecanoromycetes, Lecanorales, Parmeliaceae. The transcript has 2 exons.
AUGCCUGGCUUCGACUUCUCCAACCACAACCGCAAUGCAGCUCUGCACGCACAAGGAGUGCAGUUACCAAAAGCCACCAGCACCGGUACAACGAUCGUUGGAGCUAUAUUCGAUGGAGGAGUCGUCAUAGCAGCAGAUACAAGAGCUACAUCUGGACCAAUAGUAGCAGACAAGAACUGCGAGAAAUUGCACUACAUCGCUCCCCAAAUAUGGUGCGCAGGCGCUGGAACAGCUGCAGACACAGAAUUUACCACUGCCAUCAUCUCAUCCAACCUCGAACUCCACGCUCUAUCAACAGGCCGCAAACCCCGCGUCGUCACGUGCAUGACUAUGCUGAAGCAACACCUUUUCCGACACCAAGGCCACAUCGGUGCAUAUCUCGUGGUUGCUGGUGUUGAUCCGACAGGGGUUGGCCUCUUCACCGUACAUGCUCACGGCAGUACCGACAAGCUCCCUUAUGUCACCAUGGGAUCUGGAUCUUUGGCAGCGAUGGCGGUGUUUGAGACACAAUGGAAGCAGAAGAUGACUAGGGAAGAGGCUAUAAAGCUGACAUCGGACGCCAUUCAAGCUGGUAUCUUCAACGAUCUGGGGUCCGGGUCAAAUGUUGAUGUUUGUGUGAUUACGGCGGAGAAGACGACACUGAUGAGGAACUAUAUUACUCCAAACCAACGAGAGUUGAAGCAGCGGGAUUACAAGUUCAAGCGUGGUACCACGGCUGUGCUAAACGAGAAGAUCAUUACGAGGGAGGAGAUCAGCAAGUACGUUACGGUACAUGAGCUAUCAUCAGAUGAUGAUGUAGUCGUUGUGGAGAAGAUGGAUAUCGAUGCAUGA